GACUACACCCAGGAACAGGAAGUAAAUCCAGAAACGGUGAAAAAAAAAAAAAAAUCUCGGGAAAGGAAAAAAGUUUCUUAAAAGAUGAGCCGAAUUUAUCACGACAAGUCUUUGCAGAAUAAACCGGUACACAAUGAGAAGUUGGACCGAGUCUGGUCUCCCUCUUCGUACGAAAGUGGCCCUGGAGUUCUUCUUGAAGGACAGCUGCUGGAUGUUUCGCGACAUGCAAUCUGCGACGCCAAAAAUCUGAAGGUCCGGUUCUAUGUGCUGUACAUCAAACCCAGUCGCAUCCAUCAGAGGAAAUUCGAUGCCAGCGGGAAGGAGAUCGAGCCGAACUUCAGUGACACCAAAAAGGUCAACACUGGCUUCCUCAUGUCCUCUUACAAGGUGGAAGCUAAAGGCGAAACGGACCGUCUGUCAGAAGCGGAACUGGCCGUGAUGGUGAACAAAGAAGAGCUGGUAAAGAUAACUGACAAGCACCGACCGGCGGGAUCCUGGGCCUUCUGGUACCCGGAGUCAGAGAUGGACAAAACAGAGCUGGAAACAGGACAGGAAGUACGACUGAAGACCAGAGGAAACAGUCCUUUUAUAUUCUCUUUGGCCAAAGUGGAUGGCAGGACGGUGACCAAGUGUAACUUUGCUGGAGACGAAAAUGCCGGAGCUUCGUGGACGGACAAGAUCAUGGCCAACAAGUCCAACGCUAGCAGCACUCAAAAUUCCGGAGGAGGAGGAGAUGGAGCGGAUGAAGAUGAAUGGGAGGAUUGAGGAGGGCCCCCACCGACAUCACCCCAAUCUCCUGGUGGAUUUUUGAAGAUUACACAUUUAUACAACUGGACCCACAAACCCACUCAUACUAAAGGAUUAUUUAGCAGACUUUUAUUUACAUUUUGUACUUCAGAUUUAUGUUUUUUGUUAUAAAAAGCUUCCUUGCCUCAGUACUCGCAUAUUAAAUAGCAUCUCCCCAUAGACAUUCAGGGCUGGGUGUCACUAUCAAUUUCCUGAUUCAAUUCAAUAUCAAUUCAUUUAGAAAUAUUUCAGUUUUUAAUGUUGUCAUUCAUUCCAGAGAUUUGCGGCAUCUCCUCAAUCGUCUCCCUCUGGUUUCUCGUCUUUUAUGUGUCUUUGCUCUUCUCUGUCGUAAUCCUUUUUAAAUCCUGACGCUGCUCUCAGAACUCAGAAGCUUCUGUCAUGCUCUGGAUUAUUUUGCAAGAUUUCUUACAAGAUCAUGCAGGAAAUGUAAAAAAUCAAACAGAGGAUUUUAUGAGUUGAUAUUUAUUUGUUCUUUGAAGGGAUUGGGGGGAAAAAAGUGUAGCUAAGCUUAGCUAAUCAUCUAUUAUGAGAAAAUAAACAUGCUAUAAAUCAA
Messenger RNA from Mugil cephalus (flathead mullet), 1360 nucleotides. It is a transcript of the gene arpin, whose product is annotated as actin related protein 2/3 complex inhibitor. The coding region runs from base 85 to 765 and encodes 226 amino acids. Gene Ontology annotation, biological process: negative regulation of actin nucleation. The transcript has 6 exons. The record is from RefSeq and is a predicted model, not a curated record. Lineage: Eukaryota; Metazoa; Chordata; Actinopteri; Mugiliformes; Mugilidae.